Galleria mellonella (greater wax moth) is the source of this 1177-nucleotide messenger RNA. RefSeq names its product ommochrome-binding protein-like. The record is from RefSeq and is a predicted model, not a curated record. The transcript has a single exon. The coding region runs from base 1 to 852 and encodes 283 amino acids. Lineage: Eukaryota; Metazoa; Arthropoda; Insecta; Lepidoptera; Pyralidae.
AUGAGAAUAACUAUUGUCCUGGGACAAAGAACAACAGAUAGCAUUCUAUGUGAUGGAAUUAUAUUUCACAAUGUUUAUUAUGACAAAGAAUUAUUAUUUAAUAAUCUUGGUAAACCAUAUAAUUUGAUUUUACACAAAUUCUCUGGUAUAUUAUUCUUUAGUCACACGUUACAAAAUGAUACCCAUACUGACUUUGCCAUAAUGGCAUGUGAUGUCAAUAAAAAACAAUGCUCUAAUAUUCAGGGCGUGCCAGGUGGUUAUGCUAUAGCUUAUGAUCCAGGAAAUGAUGACAUAUUUUUUGGUGGACAUGAUGGUAUAUAUAAGUAUAAUUUUCUGACGGGAUCAGCUGAAUUUUUUGCGGAGGAAGGAAAAUCUAUUUGGGGAUUAUUUGUUAGAAGAAACUUUUAUUAUAUAGAAUAUCCGACACAGAAAUUAUAUGUAUACAAUGAUGAUUCAUUUGUAGAAGUUGCUGAAGCUAGGAAUAUAGAAGUGGAUCAUUUCUUUAUAUCAAGAAAUAUGGAUAUAUAUUUUUCUAAUAAAACUGCUUUAUACAAAGUUGAAAAAAAUACGAAGAGACCUAUAGUUUUGAAUGAUGAAAUAAUUAUAAGACAAAUAGUUGAAGAUGGAUAUGGAGAUACGUAUUUCUGCGGAAGUGAUGGAAUAUAUAUUGAAGAUAAACCUUAUCAUCGUAUAUCAAAACUCGCAGACAUCAAUCAGGCGUUUGGUUUGGCUUUUGAUGAACAUGACCAUAUUUUAUAUUCUGAUCAAGAUGCAAUAUAUAAAUUGUUACAUAGUAAUUAUAGUAUUAUAUGUCAUGAAUUACUUGUUUCUCCUAAAGAAAAAGAACAGUAAGAGUUUCAAAAAGAUAUUUUUUAUUAACUUGGUGCAUAUGUAGUGUAAACAAUAUCAUUGGUAGAAAUAAAAAUAUGCAUAACAUAGAUUUAUAAUACAUUAGGCAGAUAAUAUUUAAUUGAAAAUUGAUCAAUAUGUUUUUUUUGUUAUAUACUUUUAUUAUACAUUUACAGUGAUUUUCGUCAGGGUGAUGGUGUUAUCUCUUACUUUUACAGAUUUUAGGAAAUUAUAUCAUAGCGGAUGCCUACGUCAUAACAGACACAUGAAUUAAAAUUUAUAGUUUAUAACUCUAAUCUGUAAAGACUGUGAGUUAAUAGAUCUAGCU